AUGUCAGGUAAUAAAAGUAAAAUGAACCAACAGGGCAAGGGUGGAAAAGAAGAAGGAAAAUCAAGCAUUGUUCCUUUUGAUGAUAUCAAAACAAAAACAGGUCAAGAAAUUCUCGAUUUAUUCGAAGUGGUUUUCAAAGACCAGUUACAAUCAGAACAGUUAUAUGAUCAAAUUCAGCUUAUAAAGCAGCAGCUAUAUGAGAGAAAUUAUUUGGAGGCAUUUGGAGAUGGUACAAGAAACAAAUUUUACAUGGCUAGGUGGUCACCUAGUCGGGCGUUAGCUUAUGCGUCGAUUUUUUCAUAUCUUGAAGAAGUUUAUCACUUAUUGACAAGUAUCAAAACCAGUGAGGAUAAUUUGGUGAAUUGUUUGAGUAUUGGAGGUGGAGCAGGGGGGGAGUUUGUUGGAAUAGCUUCUGUUUUUUCGCGAAUGAUGGAAAACCUGGCAAACAUUGGUUCUAAGAAGGUAAAGGUAAAUAUCGUGGAUAUUUCUGAUUGGCAUGACGGUUUAAAGGAUAUCUUUGGAUAUAUUGAUACAAAUUGGUUGGUUGGAAGUUCUGAUUUGAGUUAUACAUUUGAUAAAAGAGAUAUUUUGCAAAUGGGUGUUGAGGAAUUGGGAUUGGCUAGUCAAAACUUUAUAACCCUGUUGUUCACCACCAAUGAACUUUUCAGAGAGAACAAAGUUGAGGCAAUUCGCUUUUUACAAAAAUUGAAUAAAUAUUGCAUCAAAGGAUGUUAUUUUUUGAUAGUUGAGUCAGCAGGAUCAUUUUCCCAUAUUGAUAUCGGAUCCAAAACAUUUCCAAUACAGUUUCUUAUUGACACAAUCUUGACAGGUAAACCUGGUGAAGAUGGAAGCUGGGAACUCAUAAACCGUGAUGAUAGUUGUUGGUUUAGAAUUGAAAAGCAUUUAAAUUAUAGCAUGAAGUUGGAAAAUAUGAGAUUUUUCUAUCGCUUAUAUAGAAAGUGUUGA
This is a messenger RNA of Saccharomycopsis crataegensis, 966 nucleotides long. RefSeq names its product 25S rRNA (uracil2843-N3)-methyltransferase (gene BMT6). The record is from RefSeq and is a predicted model, not a curated record. Bases 1 to 966 code for a protein of 321 amino acids. The transcript has a single exon. NCBI's taxonomy places the organism in Eukaryota, Fungi, Ascomycota, Saccharomycetes, Ascoideales, Saccharomycopsidaceae.